Messenger RNA from Antechinus flavipes (yellow-footed antechinus), 2268 nucleotides. RefSeq names its product GPN-loop GTPase 1 (gene GPN1). The transcript is spliced from 13 exons. Gene Ontology annotation, molecular function: GTPase activity. NCBI's taxonomy places the organism in Eukaryota, Metazoa, Chordata, Mammalia, Dasyuromorphia, Dasyuridae. The record is from RefSeq and is a predicted model, not a curated record. The coding region runs from base 91 to 1218 and encodes 375 amino acids.
UCCGCCAGUUCUCUUUCAGAGCAGGGCUCAGUUUCAUUGAAGUCAUUUCCGGCGUCGCUUUGCGCAGGCGUUGCCUUACUCUGUAGGGAGAUGGAUUCCUCUGUGGGAGCUGAGACUCCGGAGGCAAAGGAAGGCCCCCGGUCCCGACCCCAACUUCAGCCCGGGCCUCACUCUUCAGUGUGUCUCCUCGUGCUUGGGAUGGCGGGGUCCGGGAAGACGACCUUCGUACAGAGGCUCACGGGAUACCUUCACGGCCUGGGUUCACCGCCCUACGUGAUCAACUUGGAUCCUGCGGUGCACGAGGUCCCCUUCCCAGCCAAUAUUGAUAUUCGGGACACAGUGAAGUACAAGGAAGUCAUGAAACAAUAUGGACUUGGACCCAAUGGUGGCAUAGUGACCUCCCUUAAUCUCUUUGCUACCAGAUUUGAUCAGGUCAUGAAGUUUAUUGAGAAGUCCCAGAAUAUGUCUCAAUAUGUUUUGAUUGAUACACCUGGACAGAUUGAGGUGUUCACUUGGUCAGCUUCUGGUACAAUUAUCACUGAAGCCUUGGCUUCCUCCUUUCCAACAAUUGUCAUUUAUGUAAUGGAUACAUCUAGAAGCACCAAUCCUGUUACCUUCAUGUCCAACAUGUUGUAUGCAUGCAGUAUCCUGUAUAAAACCAAGUUGCCUUUCAUUGUGGUCAUGAACAAGACUGACAUCAUUGAUCACAGCUUUGCAGUGGAAUGGAUGCAGGAUUUUGAAACUUUCCAAGAUGCCUUAAAUCAAGAAACUACAUAUGUCAGUAAUCUGACUCGCUCUAUGAGUCUGGUGUUGGAUGAGUUUUAUAGUUCACUCAGAGUGGUGGGGGUGUCUGCUGUCCUGGGCACAGGCUUAGAAGAACUCUUUGUGCAAGUUUCUAGUGCCGUAGAAGAAUAUGAAAGGGAAUAUCGCCCUGAAUAUGAGCGUUUGAAGAAAACAUUGGCCCACACACAAAGCCAGCAGCAAAAAGAGCAACUGGACCGGCUUCGAAAAGACAUGGGGCCUGUGGCCUUGGAUCCUGGGGCUGCCGCAGACAAUUCAGCUUCUGCAGUGACUCCUUUUUCCCCCAAGGAUUAUUUGGAUAUUCAUAACAACAUUCACAGGCCAUACACAAUUAUUAAUUUGCAGAACUCAAGCAGUGGGAGGUUGUCGUACCUAGUUUUCAGCUCAUCAUGGCCUGUGGUUGCUUUAGGCAAAUGAUUUCAGUCUGUGGGCUAGAUGUUCCCUACCCUUGGCUUAGGCAAAUUCUUAGCAUCAAGACAUAGUGCAAUAGCUUAUUUAUCUUUCAGCUGCCACAACAAUAACUAUUUCAGGCUUUCUUUUUUUUUUUUUUUUACCAGUUUUAGAGGUGGAAGCUGAAAUUUGCCAUUUAUUGACUUUUCAUAGAUUCUGUAUCAAAGUCUAAAAGGUUCCCUUUCCUUAGGUUUCCAUCUAGAAUGAUGACUGGAUUCCUAUCCUGAAAUAUGGCCUUAGCUAACUCUAGGGUGAAAUAAUGAUUGCUCAGACUGGGAAGCGGAGGGUAGAAGGUUAUUUACUAAAUGAGAGAGAACUAAUAAACCUUUUGGGGGCAAGAUUUCAUUCACAAUUAAAGAUUUUACUCCUGUUAACCAUUUCUAUACCUGAAGCAAUUGACAUUUUAGUUCUUCCUUUACUUCUACUCUCAAGGACUUCACUAGUCUUUCUUAAUAGGGUAGAUUAUCCCUUGGGUCUCCCAGUUUCUCAGCUAUCACUUGGAAGUUCCUCAGCUUCUCAAAUUAAUUAUUUUUUCUUUAGCAAACUACUGAGCAAUUAUACCAUCUGUAAAAUAACUUAGGAAGAGUUUUUUCCCCCUAGCAGUAUGGCUUAGGAAGAAUUCUCCAAAAUGACUUUUCUUUCACAGGAUAGUUCUCAGAGAUCCCAUUUUGUAGUAGUCUGCAGUAGGAAGAUAAUUGCUUUCUUUUCAAAAGAUAAUUUUUUCAUCCUUUCUUCUAUCAAAAUAAGUGUCUACUUUUCAUUCAGACAGUUCCAAAGUUCAAUAUAAACCCUGCCAAACCCUUACCACACAGUUCCAUGGUCACUUCAGGCUCUUAGAGAUCUGAUUCUUAAGGCAUGGCCCAGUGCUGCCUCUGUGAAUGCUGCAAUGAUCUUGUUGCUUUGCUGCUAGUCCCUCCUCUUCUCUCAAGGGUUUAUGGAAUAUGGGAGGAGGGGAGAGUACAUUAAUCACUAUUAAAGAAGUGAGGUUUUUGCUGCAAGGUGAUAUUUGUGCUUCCU